AUCUCCAUUGUGAUUAUUUGCUUAAAUACGAGCAACGCGUCUGCUUAAAAAAACAGUCAGAGGCGCCAUGCCCGCAACAUAAUAUGCACAACUACAGGCUCAGAGCUUUACUCUUGGGCUCUAUACGCUCGCACUCCAAUCCCAACAAUCGUCACUUACUUCACCACUCUCCUUCUAUUCGCAGCAACAACCCCCUGUUUAACUUUUUUGUUCUGCUCCCACUCUCUGCUCCAAAACAACGCCGUGGCUUUUGCGGCUAUGCUGCCGAGCAGUUCUCCGACGACGAGUACGAGUGUGACUAUGAAACUCAUAAGGCAUCAUCAACGGUGGCCAACAUUGACGAGUGGAAAUGGAAACUCAGUGUGCUGUUACGUAGUGAAACUGACCAAGAGAUUGUCUCCAGAGAUAAAAGAGAUAGAAGAGAUUAUGAGCAGAUUUCAAAUCUCGCUAAAAGGAUGGGGCUCUACAGUCAAAUUUAUGGAAAAGUAGUAGUUGCGAGCAAGGUUCCUCUUGCUAAUUACCGGCCAGAUUUGGAUGAUAAGCGGCCACAAAGGGAGGUUGUGAUCCCACUAAGCUUGCAGAGGAGAGUCGAGGGUCUACUGCAGGAACACCUUGAUAGAACUCAGUUAAGUUCCGGAAAUGUUACUGAGAGUUCAGAUGAAUUGAAGUCUGUUGAUCAGGUUGAAGAUGUGAAUCUGGAUGAAAAUCCGGAUUCUUUCCUCGAUGGGUCUGUCAUGGAGAAGGUUCUUCUGAGGAGGAGUUUGCAAAUGCGAAAUAUGCAAAGAGCUUGGCAGGAAUCACCUGAAGGUAGGAAGAUGAUGGAUUUUCGGAAAUCUCUACCCGCAUUCAAGGAAAAGGAAAGAUUGCUCCAAGCAAUAGCCCGGAAUCAGGUAAUAGUAAUAUCCGGUGAGACAGGAUGUGGUAAGACCACUCAACUUCCUCAAUAUGUAUUAGAGUCAGAAUUAGAAUCUGGUCGUGGAGCAUUCUGUAGCAUAAUAUGCACACAACCUCGAAGAAUAUCUGCUAUGGCUGUUGCAGAUAGAGUCUCCACAGAGAGAGGGGAGCCUCUUGGUGAAACAGUUGGCUUCAAAGUUCGAUUAGAGGGCAUGAAAGGAAAAAAUACCCAUCUCCUUUUUUGCACCAGUGGUAUUUUACUUCGAAGGCUGCUAAGUGAUCGCAACUUGAAUGGUGUCACCCAUGUCUUUGUUGAUGAAAUACAUGAGCGAGGCAUGAAUGAAGAUUUUCUCUUAAUUGUGUUGAAGGAUCUUCUUUCACGUCGUAGGGAUUUGAGAUUGAUUUUAAUGAGUGCAACUCUGAAUGCUGAGCUUUUCUCAAAUUAUUUUGGAGAGGCACCCACAAUUCACAUCCCGGGCUUUACAUAUCCAGUGCAAGCUCACUUUUUGGAAGAUGUAUUGGAAAUGACUGGGUACAAGUUGACUUCUUUUAACCAAAUUGAUGACUAUGGACAAGAGAAAAUGUGGAAAACACAGAGACAGCUGGUGCCACGGAAACGGAAAAACCAGAUCACUGCUCUUGUUGAGGAUGCACUACAGAAAUCUAGUUUUGAAAAUUACAGCUCCAGGGCACGUGAUUCUCUUGCAUGCUGGACACCUGAUUGUAUAGGAUUUAAUCUUAUUGAAGCAGUUCUGUGCCAUAUAUGCCGAAAAGAACGCUCAGGUGCUGUGUUGGUAUUUAUGACUGGUUGGGAGGAUAUCAGCUGUUUGAGGGAUCAACUUAAAGCUCAUCCGCUUGUAGGAGAUCCUAAUCGAGUUCUGCUUCUAACUUGCCAUGGUUCAAUGGCUACAUCUGAACAAAAACUGAUAUUUGAGAGACCACCACCAAAUAUACGUAAAAUUAUUUUGGCAACAAAUAUGGCUGAGGCUAGCAUUACAAUUAAUGAUGUAGUCUUUGUGGUUGAUUGUGGAAAAGCGAAGGAAACAACUUAUGAUGCACUGAAUAACACACCUUGUCUGCUACCUUCUUGGGUAUCACAAGCUUCUGCUCGACAAAGAAGGGGCAGGGCCGGUCGUGUGCAACCUGGAGAAUGUUAUCACCUAUACCCCAGAUGUGUUUAUGAAGCUUUUGCUGAAUAUCAACUUCCUGAACUUUUGAGAACUCCCUUGAACUCUCUCUGCUUGCAAAUAAAGAGUCUGCAAGUUGGAAGUAUUGCAGAAUUCUUAUCAGCAGCUUUGCAGCCACCGGAACCAUUGGCUGUCCAAAAUGCUAUUGACUUUUUGAAGAUGAUUGGGGCCUUGGAUGAGAAGGAGAAUCUGACAAAUCUUGGAAAGUUUUUGUCAAUGCUUCCUGUAGAUCCCAAGCUAGGGAAAAUGCUAGUCAUGGGUGCUAUAUUUCGAUGCUUUGAUCCUGUAUUAACCAUUGUAUCAGGGCUCAGCGUCAGGGAUCCUUUCCUUUUGCCUCAAGAAAAAAAGGACUUAGCUGGAAUAGCUAAGUCUAGAUUCUCUGCCAAAGACUACAGUGAUCACAUGGCUCUUGUCCGUGCAUAUGAAGGGUGGAAAGAUGCUGAAAGAGAAGGAUCUGCGUAUGAGUAUUGUUGGAGGAAUUUCCUGUCUGCACAAACUCUUCAGGCCAUUCAUUCUCUACAGAAGCAGUUUACCUUCAUUUUAAAAGAUGCUGGUUUACUCGAUGAAGAUACAGGUACUAAAAACAAAUUAAGUCACAACCAGUCCAUGGUCCGUGCUGUCAUAUGUUCUGGUCUCUUUCCUGGCAUAUCAUCUGUUGUGCACAGAGAGACAUCCAUGUCUUUCAAAACAAUGGAUGACGGUCAAGUUUUUCUAUAUGCGAAUUCUGUAAAUGCACGCUAUCAGACAAUUCCUUACCCUUGGCUGGUAUUUGGUGAAAAAGUGAAAGUCAAUACAGUUUUCAUCCGUGAUUCUACUGGAAUAUCUGAUUCAAUACUAAUCCUUUUUGGCGGUGCUCUAAACAGUGGGGCACAGGCGGGCCAUUUGAAAAUGCUGGAUGGUUAUAUUGAUUUCUUCAUGGAUCCUAGUUUGGCUGAGUGCUAUUUGAAGCUUAAGGAAGAACUUGACAAGCUUCUUCAAAAAAAGCUUGAAGAUUGUAGCAUUGACAUUCACAAGGAAGGCAAGUACCUUAUGCUUGCUGUUCAAGAGCUGGUAACAGGAGACCAAUGUGAGGGAAGAUUUGUGUUUGGCCGUGCAAGCAAGAAACCGAAGGAGUCUGCUGACAACAGCAAAUUUACGAAAGAUGGAACAAAUCCUAAAAGCUUACUACAGACUCUUUUGAUGAGAGCAGGCCAUUCCCCUCCUAAAUACAAAACAAAACACCUUAAGACAAAUGAGUUCAGGGCGCUGGUAGAGUUCAAAGGAAUGCAAUUUGUGGGAAAACCAAAAAAAAACAAGCAGCUUGCAGAGAGGGAUGCUGCUGUAGAGGCUUUGGCCUGGUUGACUCACACCUCUACCGACAAUCAAGACCAGGAUGAUGAUACCCCACCGGAUGUCACCGAUAAUAUGCUUAAACUUCUCGGGAAACGUCGAAGAUCAAAAGGCCACCCUCGAUGAUUAUGAAUUCCUCAAGAGUAUCUCUUCUUCAGAGCUGCUGGGCAUAUGAAAGUGGUAACCAGUUGAUACAUACUCUUAUAUUGUCCUGCCGCAGCAAUUGUUGCACUUUUUUUCAUACUUUGUGGAAUUGGCAAGGCUUCCCAAAGAUAUUGGGGCUGGAAGAAAAUAUAGUGGUUAGAGAACAGGACAUUGAGAGGGUGUCACACAAUUAGAUUAUUUGUUUAACUAUAUGCUGUGUUAUAGGCAUAAUGAACAAAAUCUCUCAUUGAGAUCUGUACAAUUUUUAAGCCGAGGAACUGUAUAAUGUUAAUUUGAUUCUAAUUUAAAGUCAGUUAAAAGUAAUUUAAAUUAUUGAAGUUACUUAAA
Molecule: messenger RNA, 3902 nt
Organism: Mangifera indica (mango)
Lineage: Eukaryota; Viridiplantae; Streptophyta; Magnoliopsida; Sapindales; Anacardiaceae
Product: DExH-box ATP-dependent RNA helicase DExH3
Exons: 19
Coding region: 84-3536 (1150 amino acids)
Cellular component (GO): intracellular anatomical structure; nucleus
Molecular function (GO): RNA binding; ATP binding
Source: RefSeq, a predicted model, not a curated record